AUGACUACGGAACUUCCAUCCAUUAAUAGUACCACGAGUAUCUCGGAUAACGUAGCUCUUCGGAACUACUAUGACAAAUUAUUGUUCAAAAAUAGCAGUGGCAAGUCACUGACAGACCUACCCCGCAAGGCCAGAGAAGAAGAAGCCAAGGAGAAGAAAGUGGAUUUUAUCAACGGAUUCCGAUUCGGUCAGAUGAAUUAUGCACCAGCUUCAGUAAAUAUGAUGCCUUCGAACUCGGAACCGAUGCCUCCGCCACAAAUGUUACACAUGCCAGUUUUCCAAUUGGGAGAAGAUCACAGCCAACAGCAGAACCAGCAAGGACAGAUGCAUUCUACGAUGCCACUCACAUCUUCGAUGAACGCGGCGCAAUCCCGCAACAACAGCAUCGGGUCGUCAGGGUCUUCUGGGUCGACGAUGAUGGCGUCGCCCACAAGUUACUACGCGGCACUCACACAGCAGUCAAUUAGUCCUUCUUCCGCACUCUCUCCGGUGAAUAGUGCAGGCACUAUUGCGUAUCCGGCAUUUGGGGAGCAGCAAUACACUUCAGCACGGAGAUCUUCUUACAUCUCUGACACGCUGAUCCACGGUCAGACCCCCGAGGCGUUCAUGGCGGAUCAACUUUCCACGCAGGCCCCCAGAAACAGAUAUUUGAAUUUCCCACAAAAGCACCAGUCGGUUCCCAAAGUGAACUAUAGCAAGCCUGCUUCGCAGGGCAAUUACCAGCUGGAUAAUGGGCUUAUUCUGCUGAACGGACAACAGAUUGUGGCGUCACCAGAACUCAAGGCGCUGUACUCUGAGUCUGGGAAGAAAUAUUUCUCUAGCGCUCAGGCAUGCGAGUUUUUGGACUCGGUCAAGGAAAUGCUUUCGGGGAAAGAUACGUCUGCGAUGGCGGGCAAUAUCCAGAAGUUUUUGGUGUUUUUGAAGAGUUGCAACCUGAAUUACAACCCACAGUCGGACGCGUUUGUGUCUGGCAAUGAGUCGCGCCGGAACAGUUCGACAAGCGCGUAUUUGCAUUACAAGCCGUUGGUGUUGGUGGCGUUGAAGAACGGGAAACUGGAGCUAUUGUCGAUUCCACAGUCGACGAACUUGCUCAUGUGCAGAAACGACCUGGUGAUCAUCGACGGGGACCGGGGCAAGGACUUGGCACUGGUGGUGGAGCCGCACGUGGACUUGGACCUGGCGCUGUUCAUCAACUUUCUCAAGAAGAAGAUCCACUUUGAUUCGCUAAUAACGAACCGCGAGCAGCAUUUCGCGAACCACAAGUUUGUGAAGGCGCUGAUAGACACGACGCGGGGCCAGAGCGACGACCUGAACUCGAAGCUUUACGACGUGAUCGAGCUGACGCAGCUGAUCAUCCCAUCCAAGCAGGUGUUGCGGUUCGCGACGUCGUGGGAAGUGACGACGAACCUGCACAACAAGUUCCAGGACGAGCUCAAGGCGCUGCACAUCGCGCAGCUCAAGUUGAAGUCGCUGAACAGCGGGCUGUCGCACCACCAGCACCAGACGCCACGCGCGCAGCUGAACAUCAAGAUUCUGAACGCGGACUUUCAGUUUGACCGCAAGAAACUGACGUUCUACUACGUGUGCCAGGAGCGCAACGACUUCCGGGAGCUGAUCAAGGAGCUGUUCAAGUUCUACAAGACGCGGAUAUGGCUGUGCGCGAUCCCCAACAACCUGGAGAUCGACAGCAAGUACUACGACAACCAGUUGAAGGAGCUCAAGAUGUACCAGGAGAUGAUGCAGCAUUGCUCGGGGGAGGAGCAGGCGGAGAGCGGCGCGACGGGCGCGACGGGCGCGGCGGCGGGCGCGGGGUCUGGGUUCAUCGUGGCACCCGCGCUCAACGCGAUCGAGCUGGACAACUUCCAGAUCGGCGUGUACCGCGAGUUGGUCAAGGAGCUGUUUGCUUAG
Messenger RNA from Lachancea fermentati, 1908 nucleotides. Lineage: Eukaryota; Fungi; Ascomycota; Saccharomycetes; Saccharomycetales; Saccharomycetaceae. The record is from the annotation of a GenBank genome assembly.